AUGGCGGCAUCGGACGACGGAGGAGCAGAAGCCGCGGCGAAUGACUGCCCGUGUUCGUGCGGCUUGAAAAAGGAGGACCACCAGUCGAACUGCUCGCAAUGCCGGCGGCGAUCGUUGAACUCGAACUUGCCGUCUUCGUCGUCUUCGUGCUCUUUGCUGAGCUUUGAGUCAUAUCCUGUUCAGGAUUAUGAUAAGCUGUGGAGAGUGUAUACAGCGUCCGUCAAAGGCUUCUCCAUCGGCGCAGGCCUCAAAGGCGGUCUCGCACUCUUCUCUUUCCUCUCUCGCCUCCGCCGCAGGCGAUCCCUUCCCUCCUCCAAGAAAGUGGAAAUGGCGUCAACUAGUGAAGAUGUGAUUUUGGCAUUGAAAGAGACCUUGAGAUAUGGGCUAUUCCUUGGUGCAUUUGCAGGGACAUUUGUAUCAGUGGAUGAAAUUAUAGCUGCUUUGGGAGGUCACCGUAGGACUGCCAAAUGGAGGUCUUUGCUGGCCGGGGCCAUAGCAGGGCCAUCUAUGCUGCUUACUGGGUUAAAUACACAGCACACAAGCUUAGCGAUUUACAUUCUCAUGCGUGCCACUGUAUUGGCAUCACGAUGUGGGAUAAAAAGCAAGCGAUUUGGGAGAAUUUGUAAGCCUCUUACUUGGGCUUAUGGAGAUAUUUUCCUUAUGUGUCUCUCAUCUUCGCAGAUUUUGUCUGCUUACAUAUUGAAGCAAGAUAGUCUGCCUCCAUCUUAUAAGUCAUUUCUUAAUAAACAUGGAGCAAAGGAUUCUGUCAUCCUGCAAGGUGUGCGAGAGAUUACAUGUGGCAAGCCUAUAAAAAAUUUGGCGGCAAUAGAGAAAUAUUACAAGUCCAUUGGCGUUGACGUUAAGCUAGAUGCACAAAUGAAAAUCCCUUGCUCGAUUAUACAUGGGAAUCAAGCAUGUGGGACACAUUUUCUUCUAUUUCUUCUUCAAGCGUAUAAAAGAGCAUUACCAGUUUAUCUUCCAGUCUAUCUAAUUCCUGCACUGAUAGUACAUCGCCAAGGUCUCCUGAAAAGGUCUCACACAAUCUUAUGGAAAGGUCUUUUUGGUACUGCAAGAUCAAGCUUGUUUCUGUCGAUGUAUUGUUCAUCUGCAUGGAUAUGGACAUGCUUCCUGUUUAGGAUUUUCAAGAAAUGCAACAUUCCUAUGGUGGCAAUGGGAACGUUUCCAACUGGUCUAGCCUUGGCCAUUGAGAAGAAGAGUAGAAGGAUAGAGAUAUCAUUAUACUGCCUUGCUCGAGCUAUUGAAAGCUUCUUCACAUGCAUGGUUGAUGUAGGAUACUUACCUCAGUCGAAAAACUUGAAGAGGGCUGAUGUUGUGGUCUUUAGCAUUUCAACUGCAAUUAUUAUGCACUGUUAUGCUAUAGAGAGGGAUGUCUUUCGAUCAAAAUACUUGAAUGUUCUUGAUUGGGUUUUCGGCGUGCCUCUUCCCCCAUAUGAAACAACCCCACGUAAGAGGACAUGA
This is a messenger RNA of Fraxinus pennsylvanica, 1479 nucleotides long. The record is from the annotation of a GenBank genome assembly. Lineage: Eukaryota; Viridiplantae; Streptophyta; Magnoliopsida; Lamiales; Oleaceae.